GAAUUACAUAUUAUUUUCCAGAAUUUGCCAACCACCCGCCACUCUCUCCGUCCCGGCCGCCGACCUCCGCAUAGUUUCCUCUUUGGACACUAUUUAUCCUCCUCUAUGGAUGACGACAAUUCGAACGCGUUGCGGAGAAUGUCGACCCGUACUCGUAAAGUGGCUCCUAAAAUGGCUGCAGCACUCGGCAGUUCUGAUAAUCGAACCCAGGCAGCUUUGGCCCGUCUCGAAGCUUUGGAGAAUGAUAACGCUGGGAUCGAAACAGUUGAAAUGAACGAUGAUGAUGAAGCUUCUCUUGAUGAAGAUGAUCAAGUGUACAUGCAAAAGAGAUCCAAGGGCACGAAACGGAAAACACGACAGGCAAAAGCACUUGAAAAUGCUAGGAAGACUCCCAGAUCAUUUCUUGAGCUUUUACAUGAGGCAAACUUGGAAUCCUUGCCUCCUCAUGUUCCAUCCUAUCUGAGGGCAGCAGUUGGACCUCCAAGCUCUACCUCCCGCAGGCAUUUUUGCAGUGUUUGCGGUUUUAGUGCAAGAUAUACGUGUGUGACUUGUGGUAUGCGCUUUUGUUCGUGCCGGUGCCAAAAUAUACACAACGAUACUCGAUGCUGAAAUUUGUUGCAUGAGCGAUGAAUCUUAAGAAAUUUAGGGUUUCUAUGGUACUGUUUCUUGGUAGGGUUUAUAAAGGGCAAUAGAGAAACAAGAGGA
Messenger RNA from Hibiscus syriacus, 705 nucleotides. Its product is annotated as SWR1 complex subunit 6-like. The coding region runs from base 106 to 609 and encodes 167 amino acids. The transcript is spliced from 6 exons. Gene Ontology annotation, biological process: chromatin remodeling. Gene Ontology annotation, molecular function: nucleosome binding. The record is from RefSeq and is a predicted model, not a curated record. NCBI's taxonomy places the organism in Eukaryota, Viridiplantae, Streptophyta, Magnoliopsida, Malvales, Malvaceae. Gene Ontology annotation, cellular component: Swr1 complex.